Molecule: messenger RNA, 2869 nt
Organism: Boleophthalmus pectinirostris (great blue-spotted mudskipper)
Lineage: Eukaryota; Metazoa; Chordata; Actinopteri; Gobiiformes; Gobiidae
Product: DEP domain-containing protein 1B
Exons: 11
Coding region: 122-1720 (532 amino acids)
Biological process (GO): intracellular signal transduction
Source: RefSeq, a predicted model, not a curated record
CAAAGUUGGCAGUCGAGGCAACGUUCUCUUGUGUACACUUUUCUGCACUGUGCCAAAGCUCAGGAUUAUUACUGAUCUGUAGUUUUAAUGUACUCCCUAUAGGGCAUUUAUUGGCUGAGCGAUGGACGGUAAAUUCAUCGGUCCAGGUCCUUACAGAGCGACGAAGCUGUGGAAUGAGACCAUUAAGCUCUUCCGUAGUGGUAUGCCACUGAGAAGGCACUGGGCACACUUCCGCUGCUAUGAUUGCAGUUUCACGGGAUCUGAGGCUGUCGAUUAUUUGCACGACCUUCUGCGCCGCAAUUACAAUUUUGGACCAGAGGUGACUCGCUACCAAACACUGCAGUUACUAAAGAAGUUCUUAAAGGCUCAUGUUAUUGAAGAUAUUAAGGGACGUUAUGGCACAGAGGACUUCGAGGACAGUGGUCACCUAUUCAGAUUCCCCACCAUGUCUCCACUGAAAUCUAUUCCUACAAGAUCCCUGUUGCGGGACAGCAAUGACCUGCCCAGACUCAUUCGCUGGGAUGAUUAUGAAGAACUGCCUCAAAAGGAAAACACUGCCCCGUCAAAGCCUGCUGUCUUGACCUCUGAUUUAUGGAAUAAGAGACACAGUGUUGCAAUAGGAGAUGUACACGAGUGCAAGCUUAUAAGGAGAAAAGAGGUAACUCCUAAGCAAGUGGACCACAUCUGGAAAACCAUGACAAUCGCACACUUGCAGAGGGUCCUGGGACUGAAGACACUUGAAGGUGUUCUAAACCCAGAGCAUGUGAAUGGGAAACAUAUAGAGCACAAUGUGACCAAAGUCAAUAAGACAGGUAUAGUGGUGUUGGAUAACAAAGCAGAGGAUAUGCCUUAUUGGGUUGUGUCAGCAAUGAAAUGUCUUGCCAACUGGCCCAAUGGCAACGACUCCAAACAGCCUGUGUACCCGGGUUUUGAGAGAGAUGUUUUGAAAACCGUAGCAGAAUAUUUUCAAAGGCUUAAACAACCUUUACUGACGUUUCAUCUGUAUGAAGUCUUUGUCAACAUUCUGAGUCUGUUGUCUGAUCAGGAGGUUGCAACUGAGGCUCUUCAGAUCAGCUGUUUGUUAUUGCCUCCUCCAAACCGCAGACGGCUUCAGCUCUUACUGCGGCUCAUGGCCCGCGUUUCCCAGAAUCAACAACUGCCACUACUAAAUGACACUAUUCCCACUCGCACUCUGAUGAUACAGAUGUUCUCACAGUGUGUUCUGGGAUCUGUGGAUGAGAUGGACUUGGAUGAACUAUUGUCCACUAAACUGGUGACCUUUAUGAUGGAACACUACAACACCAUUUUUCAAGUGCCACCCAAACUUCGCUCCCAGGUUGAGGAGCACCUGUCCCACCUACGCAGAGUGCAGAUCAAGUACGCUGGCACCGACACAGACUUCAGUGCCUCCCCAGCGUUUUGUAAACAGAUCAGAAGAGUGGAGGCUGAGGAGCCCAGGGUGAUUGGCACACAGACCCCCCUGCAGGAGCUGCUGGAGGGACUCAUCGCAGACAAGGAGCUGCCCAUGCGGGACAAAAGAAAGAGGCUCAAACAGUUCCAGAAGUCUUAUCCGGAGAUCUACCAAAAUCGAUUCCCCACCCAGGAGAGCAAAGCUGCUGUUAUACCUGAGAAAGCCCCUAGAAUUAAACCACAUCAGAUGCUCUUCAACUUCAAAAAAUCAUUCCAGCCCUUUCAAAGGAGCUGGAGUUUCAGAGCAUAGAGCCUCUGCUGUAAACGAAAUAAAUAUAUACUGUUACUGUCAUGUCAGCAAUCUGACUAUGAGUGAACUGGUCACCACGUGUUUAGGAGGAAUUACAUGAAAAUUUAAACUAAUCAACUCAAAGCAAUAAUAAUAUACAUAUAUGUAGCUUGGAAACUUGAAAAAUAAUGAACCACUAAUGUGUUAUAGUAAUAUUUUCCCUUUAAGAGUUAUUUGUAGCUAGCAUGAAUACAUUUCAUGAAUUUGAAGAGGUAACAUAAUGUCUUAUCUGUGGUAGAAGCAUACCAUACUCUUAAUGUGUAUGUUCAUUUCAUAAUAUGUAUUAUUUUUCUCUAUUAUGUGUAAUAUGAUACAUUUUCAUUGACACAAUUGUCAUGACACAUAAACAAACCAGAGCACUGCAUAUCCCCAAAUCUAUUUCAAGUGGGUACAUUGUCAAUACUGUAUUAUACAUUUAUUUGUAAUUUGUGGCUUUGGUCACAGAACAUUUUCUUGUUGAUCAAAGAGUUUUUUUACUGGAUGAUUUUGGCAGCUUGCAGUAUGAUUUAGCACUAUUUUUUUUGUAAGAAACUACUCAAUAAUGAACAUAUCAAGGCAUAUGGGAUUGUCAGUUUGUUUGUUUGUUUGUUUUUUCAAAAAGUGUGGUACUUAAUUUCUGAUCUGAAAUUUUCACUACAAAAACUUUAUAUUGUAUUUUCUUAAAUCCAACAGCACUGAUAUUUCCUUUAUACCUAUUGGUAUUGAUUGGCCCUAUGUCUGCUGUCUAUGCUCGGCUGUCUUAUUAUGUUUUACUCUUUCAGUAGUAUUCGUCUUUGAUUCUUUUUGGUGUAUUAUUCAUGUUUUCACUGUUGUCUCAUCUGAUUCUAAUGUGUGUCAUUCAUUGUUGAAUGGGUCAACCAAUCAACUUUUAUUAUUUUCUACAAUUAUUAAGAAGUUGUUUUUAAUCCAAUGCUGGAAUGCCUGUUACUGUAACUUAAAUUGCUGGAUUUUUAAAAAUAAUGAUGCUGGUAGUAUACAUUUCGUGAAUAGAUUUCUUUGCAUACUUCAAAAAGGGAUGAAAUGUGGCAUUUAACAGGACCCUUGAGCAAUUACUGGUGUAACUGAUGUGGGUCACUACUGUAGAACAGUAAUAAAACAGUUAUCGGUUUA